AUGGCGUUCGGUAUGGCACCGGCGAAACCAGGUGCACUUCCCCAAGGUGGCCCCCAGAAACACGGUGCCCCGGGCCCGGCCGCCCAGUGCAAUGUUGGGCCAGACGAGACCGACUACCUGGCGGUCCUGGAGAUAGUCGCCCAGGACUCGCGUGGUGAAUGUCAAGCCAACGUUGCCCCCUUUGGAGGCCAAUACUACGAGCUCGGAACAGUAGUCUUCACUGGCGUCGACAAUGUGGUCUCUACCGCGGGCGCGAUAAACAUCAUCUCAGACAUCACUCCGUCCAUCACCGGAACUUAUACAUUCUCCUUCCCCGUGCCGCACACGUCCAUCUCCGUCGGGUCGCCCGUCGCUGUCUAUGUCGGCUACAGCAUACCUGGCUACGGAAUAUUUGCUACGUCCACGUCUUCCUGGACCGAGAACCACCUGCCCACCAUUGCACUCACUGCUUCCACCACCACGUCCACCACACCGUCCACGGUGUUUGCCACAUCGACAUCUACCUCGACUGUUACUACCACGGCCACCAUCACGCCGGCGGCAGUGACUACAACAGUCAUCACCGGGACCGUCACGGUCCGGGCGACGACGCCAAUAACCACAACCACAGUGACAAUAACCCCGAGAGCAAAAGUCGUCUACACGCUCUCACGCAAGACAGUCACCUCGACAGUCACGUGUUUUGCAAACUGGCCUCGGCGCCGUGACCGCCAGGACGACUUGAUCGCCCGCGACGCGCCAAACUACCAGUUACCCAACUGCGGCCCGGUGGUGACGGCGACCGUCUACACGGAUAUCGUCACGCAGUUUGAGCCCUCCAUGACCACCGUUACCGAGACGGGCUACGAGACGGCCACGGUCAGCACCACGACGACGCUGGGCACGGUGACCAAGCCUGUCAACGGCGCGGCUGUCACCACCGUCACCCCGCGCGCCGUGACGUGGACCGUCAAGAUCAGAGCGGCCCGCCCCACGAGCACACGCACAAUAGUGAUUGUGGUGACAAAGCUAGUAAUUCCUCGCGGCAAGAAGACACCCUUAUGCCGCAAGGCCCCGAAGCCGCCAGUCUUGCUGCAAAACGGGCCAGACGGGCAGUGUCCACUUCCCGUGAAGAAGCAUUCCUUGUGAAGAGCACAUAGUUUUCUUUUAACAUGGCGUGGCGAUCGUUGGCUCGUUGCAAUUUGCUUCGGGCGAAGAGCAUGGGGCGAGUUGGUUUAGAGUUGAUCACGGCGAGGAGAAAAUGUUUUGGAAAAGUUUAGGCUCGUUGCAUCAACCGGCUAGCUCCUUAGUAGAGUCUCGCGUUAAACCCGGUGCAAAUUCAUUCUCUUGAAAUUGAGGAACUAUCCAGUCUUGGUCCUAUUUGUAUCAUAAUGCUCAACAUCCCUGUAGACUUGCGGGAUUGCGCGGUUGAUCUGUCAAAGUGGGUUACACAAGAG
This is a messenger RNA of Microdochium trichocladiopsis, 1436 nucleotides long. RefSeq lists its product as uncharacterized. The coding region runs from base 1 to 1128 and encodes 375 amino acids. The transcript has 3 exons. The record is from RefSeq and is a predicted model, not a curated record. NCBI's taxonomy places the organism in Eukaryota, Fungi, Ascomycota, Sordariomycetes, Xylariales, Microdochiaceae.